UGGGGCGGUGCCGUGGUGUUUCCUGUAGCUUUUGCAGAGACCGGCACUGGGAGAGAGGCAGGAGAAACCAGCGGGGACGAGGAGCAAGAAAACCGGCCGCAACAUCACGGGAGCUCCGCCGCAAUGGCGCACCAGACCGGGAUUAACGCUACCCCGGAGCUCAAGGAGUUUCUCUUCAAGGCGCGGAACGGGUCAGUGCGGCUCAUCAAGGUGCUCAUCGAGGAUGAGCAGCUGGUGCUUGGCGCGUACAAAGAGCCGUCACAGAGCUGGGACCAGGACUACGACCGCUUCCUGCUUCCCCUCCUCGAGGAAGAUGAGCCCUGCUACAUCCUGUACCGACUCGACUCCCAGAACGCACAGGGCUACGAGUGGCUCUUCAUUUCCUGGUCACCUGACCACUCACCGGUGAGGCAGAAGAUGCUGUACGCAGCCACCAGAGCAACCGUGAAAAAGGAGUUUGGAGGGGGACAUGUCAAGGACGAGAUCUUCGGAACGCUCCAGGAAGACGUCUCGUUCCUGGGGUACCAGCGGCACGUCUCCUCCUGCUCUGCCCCUGCUCCCCUCACCGCUGCCGAGCAGGAGCUGCAGCAAAUCAAAAUCAACGAGGACAGGGUGGUGCAGAACUCGAAGCGCAUAGUGGUGAAGACGGAGAUCAGCGUGGAGAGUAAACACCAGACUCUGCAGGGCCUGGCCUUCCCCCUCCAGGAGGAAGCUCAGCGAGCCAUCCUGCUGCUCAAGCAGAGGAACAUCAACUACAUCCAGCUGAAGCUGGAUAUCGAGCGUGAGACGGUGGAGCUGGUGCACACCAAGGCCACGGAGCUGGGGGAGCUGCCACGCCGCAUCCCCACUGACACGCCUAGAUACCACUUCUUCCUGUACAAGCACAGCCAUGAGGGAGACUACCUGGAGUCUGUGGUGUUUAUCUACUCCAUGCCCGGGUACAAGUGCAGUAUUAAGGAGCGGAUGCUGUACUCCAGCUGCAAGAGCCGGCUGCUGGACGAGGUGGAGCAGGACUUCCAGCUGGAGAUCGCCAAGAAGCUGGAGAUUGAUAACGGGGACGAGCUGUCUGCAGACUUGCUGUACGAGGAGGUCCACCCCAAGCAGCAGGCCUUCAAGCAGGCCUUCGCCAAGCCCAAGGGGCCGGCCGGCAAGAGGGGCAUGAAGAGAAUCAUCAAGGGGGCUGGCGAGAACGGAGAGGACCGCUAGAGGAGAGGCUGCCAGGCUCCAGGAGCUGGACUCUACACCCGUACCGUCCUUACAAAGAUGACACAGCCCCCACAGGCCUCUCCUUCUUCUCUUCCACCCUCCUCCAGGGACUGGGCAACGGUCAUCCAUUGUCGCCUCUUUUCAUUUCUUACCGACAUCAA
Messenger RNA from Polyodon spathula (Mississippi paddlefish), 1367 nucleotides. Its product is annotated as twinfilin-2-like. Gene Ontology annotation, molecular function: actin monomer binding; actin filament binding. Bases 124 to 1206 code for a protein of 360 amino acids. Gene Ontology annotation, biological process: actin filament depolymerization; regulation of lamellipodium assembly; barbed-end actin filament capping. The transcript has 11 exons. Gene Ontology annotation, cellular component: actin filament; myofibril; cytoplasm. The record is from RefSeq and is a predicted model, not a curated record. NCBI's taxonomy places the organism in Eukaryota, Metazoa, Chordata, Actinopteri, Acipenseriformes, Polyodontidae.